Messenger RNA from Penaeus vannamei (Pacific white shrimp), 822 nucleotides. Lineage: Eukaryota; Metazoa; Arthropoda; Malacostraca; Decapoda; Penaeidae. The record is from RefSeq and is a predicted model, not a curated record.
AUGCAACCAAUCAACCACUUACCCGGACAGACCAAACAACCAACCAGUGAACCAUCGACCCAAACAACCGACAGACCAACCAAUCAACCAUUUACCCAAUCAAGAGUCCAAUCAACCACCCACCAUCAAGAGCCCAAUCAACCACCCAUCCCAACCCAACAACCAUACCCAAUCAAGAGCCCAAUCAACCAUUUACCCAAUCAAGAGCCCAAUCAACCAUACCAAAGAGCCCAAUCCCAAUCAAGAGCCCAAUCAACCACCAUCCAAUCAAGAGCCCAAUCAACCACCAAUCAAGAGCCCAAUCACCCAAUCAAGAGCCCAAUCAAACCCAUCAAGAAUCCAAUCAACCACCCACCCAAUCAAGAGUCCAAUCAACCACCCACCCAAUCAAGAGUCCAAUCAACCACCCACCCAAUCAAGAGCCCAAUCACCCAACAAAACAACCCAAACAAGCAAGCAAGCAAGCAAGCACAGGCUCCCCAGCGCCGCACCUGUUCAAGUUCAGCUCAUGAGUUGCUCCGGAGAAUUCUCAUAUCCUCAUGUUGUCGAGAUCAUGAGGUUUACGACCUUCUUGUGGAGGAAUUAUGGUGCUACAGGUGGUGUUAUGGUGUUAUAAGGGGAUUUAGGGUGUUGCAAGUGAACUUAGGGGAAAUUAUGGUGCUGAAAAAGGAGAAUGACAAGAGGAAGAAGAUUAGGAAGAUAAGCAGGAUGAAUAAUAAGGAUGAGGAAGAUAAAGAAUAUGAGGGCAAUGAGAAAUAUGAGAAAUAUAAGGAGGUUGACGAAGAUGAGAGAGGAAGAUCUCCCUCACAGACUGAAGAAUGA